Molecule: messenger RNA, 1419 nt
Organism: Ostrinia nubilalis (European corn borer)
Lineage: Eukaryota; Metazoa; Arthropoda; Insecta; Lepidoptera; Crambidae
Gene: Parp16
Product: protein mono-ADP-ribosyltransferase PARP16
Exons: 7
Coding region: 131-1327 (398 amino acids)
Biological process (GO): endoplasmic reticulum unfolded protein response
Cellular component (GO): endoplasmic reticulum tubular network; membrane; nuclear envelope
Molecular function (GO): protein serine/threonine kinase activator activity; kinase binding; NAD+ poly-ADP-ribosyltransferase activity
Source: RefSeq, a predicted model, not a curated record
UCCAUUUGACAUAAUAUUUCAUCCCUUUUUACUGACUUUACUGAAAUAGAACAAUGUUUACAUAAAUUUACUGAAUUCAAAAUAAAUUAUUUUGUGUAAUAAACAAUCCGAUAAGAGAAUAUUAGAAAACAUGGACGGCGAACCAGAAGCGUUGUCUGAUACCGCAACAAACUGUAAUUUGGGGUCUGCAUCUGAAACCUUAUCCGAUGUAAAUCAGGCAAAACUUGACUCACUGGAAAAAAAAGCAGUUCACUUAAGAUUAGUUCUGGAAAAGGAUUUUAAGGCAGCUGAUAUCAAGUGGAGUUUAUUUGUAGCUGCCGCUUUUAGUUUUCGAUAUGAAAGUUGUCUCAGACCCUUUCCUCCAGCCUUCAUGAAAAAUGGCAUCAAGGAUAUGGACGAAUUGCUAAGUGUAAUCACGGAUGUUCCAGCCUUGGACCUAGUUCUGCAGCAAUUGGACAACCUAGAAAACUUAACUAAUAUUAGCGACAUUAUUGAUCUUUUAUUCUACGUGCUCGUAAGAUUAAAAGAACCAACACUGAAAACUAUUCCUCAGGAAGCGCAUGAAUCAGUCUUAUCUAAUGCACAUCCCAGCUUUGCGAAUACACCAAGGCCCCAAUAUGUUUUUCAAGUGUGUAAUUCACCGAAGUCUACCGCAGAAGCGAAAUGGAAAGAAUUAGCAAGAAACCAUCACACUUUUUAUGCAUAUCAUGGAAACAGAUUAGAAAACUUUUAUACUAUAAUGAAUUUUGGUCUUCAGCAACAUUUAAAUAAGAAUACUUUAUUGGGUAACGGAGUAUAUUUAUCCACUGACUUAAACAUAAGUCUGCCCUAUAGCCACGGAGGUUUCGGUUGGGGCGCAAGUUGUAUCGGAGGGCACUUGUCCUGCAUAGCAAUGUGUGAAGUUAUUGAUGCUCCUGAAGGAAUUAAUUACCAGAAACCUGUAACCAAUGAAGGCGAGUGUUUUGUUAGGGUUUUGCGACAAGGUGAUGGCAUAUACGAAGACGAAAAAAGCAAGAUUCUUGAUACUGGUUUGGAAGGACAAAAUCUUUCUCAAUACAUCGUGACAAACUGUGACUUGGUUAGACUAAGAUAUCUGUUAGUUUACGCAAAGCAGCCUGCAUCGAUGCGAUUUCCUACCACAAAUCCUAACGGACGAAAUGUUGGAGGUCUUCGACAAUGGCUAUCUAGGCACAAACUUUUUUCCAUACUAUUGGGCUACGGGUUAAUGUUGGCUACAAUUGGUUUUGCAAACAACCAACCAGUUCACUACUACUACAAAAUGCUAUUGAAAAAGUUGGACAUAGCAUAUAGCAGUGUGAAAGUUUGACUACCUACAUAAUAAUGUAUCGUAUUGUGAAGUGUGGUGAAGAUUGUCAAAUUUAUAAAGUGAUUUUAAUAAAUUUUAAUGAAUAAAUUUAA